AAAAGUGUAUACUCCAAAAAAAAGACUCAAUUUUUACCAACCCUUUCAGCCUUUCUGAGCUCUGGACCUUUUCAAAAGGCUAAAAUGUUUUUACCCCAUUUGCCCUCGUGGUGGGUUCUUGCUCUUACCUUGUUUCUCUCUCAUGGUUCCGCUGCUUCAGCCUCUUUUUUGUUUAAUCUUUAUUACUCCGUAUCAUGUACUCUAAUUGUUUAAAUCUUAAAAUUUUUUGAACUUCUAGAAAUCUCCGGUUCUCUACUACUCUGAUGUGUUGGGUUGAACCUGUCUGUAAUUGUUGAAGGUUUAGGAUUUGUUUGGCUUGGGUUGAACCCAAAACUUCCAGUUUGUUGAUUCUCAAUGUUGAAUUAAAUAAUAACUUUUCAAACUAAGAUGGCGGCCCUUUGACUCUGACGUUUGGUAGAAAACUAAUUGUGAUGGGCUCUUUCAAGAUUGGAGGCUUUUGGGAAGUUUGCAUCAGUGUGAUUCGUUUUCCAAGAUUGUGACUUUUCUUUGUUGCAAAAUUGGCUUGUUUGGAAUUCUUCUGAGUUCAAACAUGGGGUUUUGUAGAUUUAUGCAGCUACACAUUUGUUCAGUUGUUUGAUUGAUAAGGGUCUCAAUUUUGGUAUUAAUUUGUUUAUUCUUUUGGUAUAAUUUGAUGACAAACUAGCACUCUAGCAGCACUUAGAAUUCACAAGGUCUGUUGAGGGAAGAUGGAGAAAAACAAGGGCGGGGACAGGAGGGAUCCUCUCACAGAAGACGUCCCUAGUCUGGGUUACUCAUUACCUCUGGAUCUUAACAGUUCUCCGGUGUCAAAUGGCCUUCAUAGGGCAGAUCCCAUUUAUACGAUUCCUCCGAGGAUGUCCCACAGUUCAGAGUCACAGGUGUCUGGCCUGCAGAAUGUUGAAUCUUCUUCUUGCUCGCCCUCAGCUUCCCCUUACCCUUCCCCACACGAGGGAAGGAGGCGAUCACGAGUGCUGACUUUCAACACGGUUGACAGCUCACACAGGAAAGCAUUGGAUUUGGAGAGGCAAGUUUUCCCCGAAUGUGUCGGGGUAUCAAAGGAAGAAAAGAAGAAGAUGAAAAAUAAGAGAUCGAGAGGUUGUUAUAGGUGUGGGAAAGGAAAGUGGGGAGCUAAAGAGUCGUGUUUGGUUUGUGAUGCGAGGUAUUGCUGCAAUUGUGUGCUUAGAGCUAUGGGGUCCAUGCCAGAGGGACGAAAAUGUGUGACUUGCAUUGGUGAAGCUAUUGAUGAGUCGAACCGGUCCAAACUGGGAAAGCAUUCAAGGGUGCUGUCGAGUUUGCUUAGUCCUUUGGAAGUUAAGCAAAUAAUGAAAGGGGAGAAAGAGUGCUUGGCUAAUCAACUUAGGCCGGAGCAGGUGAUUGUGAACGGAUUUCCUUUGAAACCAGAAGAGAUGGAAGAACUGUUUGGUUGCCCUUUACCUCCUAAGAAGUUGAAGCCUGGCAGGUAUUGGUAUGACAAAGAAUCUGGCCUUUGGGGAAAGGAGGGAAAGAAACCCAACAGACUAGUGAGUUCAAACAUGAAUUUUACAGGAAAGCUUAGUCCUCAUGCAAGCAAUGGAAACACACAGGUGUUCAUUAAUGGCAGAGAAAUUACAAAAGUUGAACUCAAAGUAUUGAAGCUUGCAAAUGUUCAAUGUCCUCGCGACACUCACUUUUGGGUAUAUGAUGAUGGCCGCUAUGAGGAGGAAGGACAAAAUAAUAUCCGAGGAAAUAUAUGGCAAAAAACUUCGGCACGCCUCUUCUGCUCCUUGUUUUCCUUGCCUGUACCCCAUGCUCAACCACGUGUCCAAAGGGAUGAACCAAGCACUUACAUCUCUGCCCCUAAUUUUGUGGAACGAAGAAGAGUUCAGAAGCUGCUUCUUCUUGGGCAGCAAGGAUCUGGAACUAGCACUAUUUUCAAACAGGCCAAAGUUUUGUAUGGGAACAAUUUCACUGUAGAGGAACUACAAGACAUUAAGCUCAUGAUUCAAAGAAACAUCUACAAGUAUCUAAGCAUUCUACUCGAUGGGCGGGAGCGAUUUGAGGAGGAGGCCUUGUCAAAUCUAAUGGAAGAAGGCGGUGAAGUGGACCCCAGUGGAGGUAAUCAGUGUUUGUAUUCGCUAAACCCAAGGUUGAAACACUUCUCUGAUUGGCUGUUAGAUAUCAUAGCCACCGGAGAUUUAGAUGCAUUUUUCCCGGCAGCGACCCGCGAAUAUGCUCCUCUAGUUGAAGAGGUGUGGAAGGAUCCUGCUGUACAGGAAACAUACAAGAGAAAAGACGAACUUCACUUCCUUCCGGACGUAGCAGGUUACUUCUUAAAUAAGGCGGUUGAGGUAUCAAGCAUAGAGUAUGAGCCAUCAGAGCAAGACAUACUCCUUGCAGAAGGGGUCACCCAAGGGAACGGCCUAUCUUUAAUGGAGUUCUCAUUGAAUGAUCACAGCCCAAUGUCUGACCUCUCCUACGCAGCCGACAACAAUCUUGAAGGCCCUCCCACAAGGUACCAACUCAUAAGGGUAAACGGGGACGGAAUGAACGAAGGGUGCAAGUGGUUAGAGAUGUUUGAAGAAGUAGACGCAGUAGUCUUUUGCGUUGCGCUGAGUGACUACGAUCAAGUGUGGUGGGCCCCGCCGAACAAAGCCGGCGGGAUCCCACUCCAUAACAAGAUGAUCCAAAGCAAAGAACUGUUUGAAAUGAUGAUAAAGCACCCUGCUUUCAAAGACACUCCCUUCGUCUUGGUCCUCAACAAGUACGAUCUCUUCGAGGAGAAGGUCAAGAAGGUGGGGUUGAGUAACUGCAUUUGGUUCUCGGAUUUCAGCACCGCGUACACUCAUCAUAACAACCAAACGCUCGCAACCCAAGCCUACUACUACAUUGCGAUGAAGUUCAAAGACGUGUACUCUUCCCUCACGGGAGGGAGGAAGUUGUUUGUGUGGCAAUCUCAAGCAAGAGAGAGAGUGACGGUCGACGAGGUGUUCAAGUAUAUAAGGGAGGUUUUGAAGUGGGAUGAGGAGAAGGGAGGGAAUGCUUAUGGGGGUGGUGGAGUCGAGGAUUCAUUCUACAGCACAACGGAGGUUAGCUCUAUUCCAUUUAUUAUCGCGCAAUAGUGAAGAUGAAAAUAGAAAUGAUUCAAAGUUCUUUGUUUUAAACCCAACAUUGUGCAUGUGUUUCUUUAGAAAAGAAUAAUUGUAUAGGGCUAUAGAUGUCUUGCCAAGGAUCUAUAGUGUGACCUUAGCAAGGCAUUGUAGCUCUUGUGAUGUAAUGUUGUGUCUAAUAAAAAUUGUGAUUGUGGUUGAAGGGUUUAGUUAAAUCGGGUUAAUGGUUGCGAUCUAUCUCAACUAAAAGCUUACUCCAAGCGACGCACUCUAACUGAAAGUUUAGGUGUUUCGUCGAACCAAACACACCCUUAUAUUUACCAAACACCUAAGUCCUUGGGAUUAAACAAAUGUUGACAUAGAUCAGAACCAGCUUUUGAUUUGAUUUAACUCAACCAUUCAUUCCAUAAAAGCCAGUUUGAUUC
Cuscuta campestris is the source of this 3511-nucleotide messenger RNA. NCBI's taxonomy places the organism in Eukaryota, Viridiplantae, Streptophyta, Magnoliopsida, Solanales, Convolvulaceae. The record is from the annotation of a GenBank genome assembly.